AUGCGGCACGCUUUUGUCAGGGUCGUCUUAACGGCGUUUGCUCUGGUCGGAUACGUGGUUUCGUCUCCUGUAGCCAACCAAGAGAAUUCCAAUUCAAUGAAGAACGCCAAAAGAGCACAGGAGGUUAAAGACGCCUUUGAAUUUGCUUGGAGUGGCUACAUGGAAUAUGCGUUUCCUCAGGAUGAACUGCGCCCAGUCUCUAACACUGCAAGCAACUCACGAAAUGGCUGGGGUGCUUCAGCGGUCGAUGCUCUUUCAACCGCGAUUAUAAUGGAUAGCCCUGAAAUUGUCAAGUCAAUUCUGGAGCAUAUUUCGAAACUUGACUAUUCGAAAACGGACACGGAAGUUAGCCUUUUCGAGACCACAAUACGUUAUUUGGGAGGAAUGCUUUCGGGCUACGAUUUGCUGAGAGAGAAUGACAUGGGCCAAAAUCCGGACCUUAUCAACUCGCUCCUCGUGCAAUCUAAAACAUUAGCUGAUAUCAUGAAAUACGCUUUUGACACUCCAACCGGUAUCCCAUCGAAUAAUUUGCACAUUAGUAAGAAGUCGAUGGAUGGCAUGACUUCAAAUUCAAUCGCGCAAGCUGGAACUCUGGUCCUAGAAUGGAUGCAUUUGUCCGAUCUUACUGGUGACCCGGAGUAUGGCAAACUUGCCGCAAAAGGCGAAUCAUAUCUUCUUGCCCCAAAACCACAGGAAAGCGAACCCUUUCCGGGGCUUAUUGGAUCAAAUAUUAAUAUAACCACUGGACAUUUCGUGAAUGCGGAUGUCAGCUGGGGUGGAGGUGCCGACUCCUUCUACGAAUACUUAAUCAAAAUGUUUAUAUAUGAUGAGAGUCGUUUUGAAGUUUGCCGAGACAGAUGGGUUCUUGCGAUUGAAUCGUCAAUUAAACAUUUGAAAUCUACGAUAUCUUCGAACAAAAACGAAUAUACUUAUCUGGCUCAAUUUGAAAACGACAAACUUGACUUCAAUUCCCAGCAUCUAAGUUGCUUCAAUGGCGGAAAUUUCCUUCUGGGUGGACAAGUUCUUUGCCGGCAAGAUUUUAUCGACUUUGGUUUAGAACUUGUCAAGGGUUGUUAUCACUUGUAUCAUUCAACCGCUACGGGAAUUGGUCCAGAGGGAUUCAGUUGGGAUCCAACGAACGUGCCAAAAGACCAAAGGAAAUUUUUCGAAAAGAAUGGGUUCUACAUCACCAGCAGCCAAUAUAAUCUGAGACCUGAGGUCAUUGAAAGUUAUUAUUAUGCAUACAGGGUGACUGGGGACCGCAUGGAAUGGGUAUGGGAAGCCUUCGAUGCCAUUCACAAGAGUUGUCGUACGGGCUCCGGCUUCAGCUCGAUUAGUAACGUAAAUGAUCCGACUGGUGGCAGGAAGCUGGAUUUCCAAGAGAGCUUCCUUUUCGCUGAGGUGUUGAAAUAUGCUUACUUGACGUUUGCUCCGGAAGAAGAUUGGCAAAUAGUUGGGGAAGGGAAGAACAAAUGGGUCUACACCACCGAAGCCCACCCCUUGAAAGUCCUGACGAAAGGGGGAGAAAACUGCCUUUACUGA
Messenger RNA from Histoplasma mississippiense, 1542 nucleotides. Its product is annotated as mannosyl-oligosaccharide alpha-1,2-mannosidase precursor. The record is from RefSeq and is a predicted model, not a curated record. NCBI's taxonomy places the organism in Eukaryota, Fungi, Ascomycota, Eurotiomycetes, Onygenales, Ajellomycetaceae. Gene Ontology annotation, molecular function: calcium ion binding; mannosyl-oligosaccharide 1,2-alpha-mannosidase activity. Gene Ontology annotation, biological process: N-glycan processing; carbohydrate metabolic process. Gene Ontology annotation, cellular component: endoplasmic reticulum; Golgi membrane. The transcript is spliced from 8 exons. The coding region runs from base 1 to 1542 and encodes 513 amino acids.